Molecule: messenger RNA, 18627 nt
Organism: Pelobates cultripes (western spadefoot toad)
Lineage: Eukaryota; Metazoa; Chordata; Amphibia; Anura; Pelobatidae
Source: the annotation of a GenBank genome assembly
AUGGCACAACAUUCCACUCAUAGCAGCUCUGGCUCUGGGCAUAAGCAUUUCAGUUCUUCCUCAGCUUGCUUACCUGCUUUGAACAAACACAGCAUUAGCUCCUUUGGUACAAGCAAAGUAUCUAUCGGUCAUAAGUCAUUUCCAAGUUUUGGUAGUAAAAGUGUGUAUGGUGUUGGAUCCGGAAGUGGACACAAAAUGUCAGUUGGAAGUUACUACUCAGUGAGAAGUGGUCAUGGAUAUGAUUCUAGUAAUGGACAUGGUUUUGGUGGAUCUAGCUAUGGAUUCGGGGGAUCAUGCAGCUCUGGAGGGAUCACCCCUGUCACUGUGAACCAAAGCCUGCUUUCUCCUCUCAACUUGGAAAUUGACCCAAAUAUCCAACGAGUGAGGACGGAUGAAAAAGACCAAAUUAAAGGUCUCAAUAACAAGUUUGCCUCCUUUAUUGACAAGGUAAGUUUCAAGGCUUUGUAUCAUAAAUGUGAUUUGUAUGAAUGUUUUUGGCUACCAAUCUGUAGAACUGAUGAGUCUAAAUAUGUUAAAUAAAAACAAUCAGAAUUGUGUUCUAUGUCGAUGUACAUAAAGCACCCUGCAAGAAAAUUACUAGUGGCUCCAGUUGAGACACUGAUAUUCAAUUUUAGUGUGCUUUUAAAAAAGUUAGGAUUUUUAUUGAUAUCUACAAUCUUUAAAUUAUGUUUUGCUUUAUAUCAUUUUUACUAAAAUAACUUAGCUAUUCUUAACCAUUGUAAAGUAUUUGUUAUAUCAUGGAAUAACUGAAAGUUGUACAAUCGUUUAUAGAUACUCACUGCUGUAGCUGAAACUAUGAUUUAAAUAACUAGAUCAAUCAAUCUAUAUUUAUCUAUCUAUCUAUCUAUCUAUCUAUCUUGUAUCUAUGUUAGCUUUGUUUAGGCAUUGCUAAUUAUCAUAGAUUCUCACUUACAAAUUUUCAAAUGUUUUAGGUACGGUUUUUGGAACAGCAGAAUAAGAUGCUUGAGACAAAGUGGGCUCUUCUCCAAGACCAAAAAAUAUCCCGGUGUCAAAUUGAACCACUAUUUGAAGCUUUUAUCAGUAAUCUCCGUAGACAGCUUGAGAAUCUGGGAUGCGAGAGAGCUCGGCUCGAGUCAGAAAGAAGGACUACGGAGGAUACCGUGGAGGAAUUCAAGGGAAAGUAAGGGGACCUAGAUAAGCAGAGACAUAAUGCAGGCAGUGUUGUUAUUAAUUACAAAUUGAUCUAAUUUAGCUUAUUAAAAAAAUCUAAGAUGGAAUUUUGCUUUAGAGAGAAAUGCCAUACAAAUAAUCUUUGUUGUGCUAUGGAGUGGAAAUCUUUACUUUACUUCAGUAUAUGUGAUAUUUUUUUUUAAAACAAAAAGUUUAUUUUUAAAUGCUAAUUCUGUGCUGACUUAAUAGAAUGCUAAUUCUGCUUACAUUGAUUUGGAUUCCAUUCCAAUAGAUAUGAAGAGGAAUUGAACAGACGCACUUCUGCAGAGAAUGAAUUUGUUACCCUUAAGAGAGUAAGUGAUAUAACCAUGAUAAGGUUAAUUAUCUAAUUUUCUAAUUAAUAAAACAGUGAUAAAUCUGUGUACAUGACUAUAUCUAAAUCUGUUAGUCAUUAGCCUUUUAUCCAAAUAAUCAUUCCAAACUACAACUCAAACAAAAUGCAAAGUUCUAUUUACAUAAGUAUUAGUUUCCUUACGAUAGACUUUUUCAGUUUAACCCCUUAAGCACCAAACUUCUGGAAUAAAAGGGAAUCAUGACAUGUCACACAUGUCAUGUGUCCUUAAGGGGUUAAUCUUGACAAAACUGCUUUUAUCUCUAAUAUAGGAAUCCUAUUUUUGGCUGACUCACGUUGCCAAAAAAUAUUAUUUUAAGGUUGUCAGUUACACCAAGUAGGGUCUCUCCACAAUGUUAAAAUAUAUUUAUACAUCUCUAUCAUUCAGUUUUAUAUAUAUCGCCUUUCCUGAAAUCUUCCUCAAUGCAAAGAUAAUAACAGAAGGUAUCCAUUUAUCUCUCAUACAGGAUGUAGACACUGCUUUUAUAAGCAAGGCAGAACUUCAAGCCAAGGUGGAUUCCCUUACAGAUGAGAUCAACUUCCUUAGAGCUUUAUUCGAUGCUGUACGUAAUUGUGUACUUGAAAAAUCUGAAAUGACAUAAUUUUCUUGAAUGUAAUCGUUUCAGUUAAUAGGAUGCUAAGCCCAUAAAAAAGUGAAAAGUUAAAUUUAGUUGAAAGAGAGAGAGAAAAAAAAUCUACCAUAACAAAAAGCUUUAGUAAGUUAGUUUUGCCACAAUUAGAUGUUUCAUCCUUUUUAAUCCAUAUCAUGCAUCCAUGCCCAAAGUAUGUUUGUGUCUAUAUAAGUGGUUUGGCAGCUGCUUAUGAGAAGGAUAGCGGUGCAAUGCAGUUACUUAGAGUUUUUACAACUGCUGUAAACUGAACCUUUCAGACUUUGAUGACAUAAAAUGUAGUAAGUUUAUAACAGGUUUUUUUUUGUUUUUUUUUAUAUAAAAAGUAUGUACAAGCUUUGAAAGAACAUUGAAUACAUAGUGUACUUACAAACUAUAGAUACAUGUAAGUCAAAAUAUGAGCAAAGUAAUCUUUACACUGUAUUAACAGAACUAUUGUAUUUUAUCUCUUUAGGAAAUAGCCCAGCUCCAGGCUCAGAUCUCAGACACCUCAGUGGUUGUGUCAAUGGAUAACAGUCGGGAUCUGGACCUGGAUGGAAUCAUUGCUGAGGUCAAAUCUCAAUAUGAGGACAUUGCUAACAGGAGCAGAGCUGAAGCUGAAUCACUGUACCAAUCAAGAGUGAGUCUGUAUUGUUAUAUAUUAAUAUCUCCAAAUUCAUUUUUACGAAUUUGAACUCCUUUGUCAUUUUGUUUUCCUUAUCUCUGUGCACUCUCACCAGAAGGUUCUAUUCAGAAAUCCUCAAGUUUAAUUUGCCUCCAUAUAUGUAAAUGUUAUUUUGAAUCAGUAUUCCAAAGUCUAUUCUCCUUAUUUUCAGUACCACCUGUAUUUGCUCUAUUCCAACAUAGCAAUAUCAUUUUAUAAUUUUUCACUCUAUAUUCUGCAUAUUUUUUCUGUACUACUACCAAAGUCUCAAUUUUUGUUGUCACUCGCAGCAAUUUUUGUUUCCCACCACUCCCUCUACAAAUAACAAAAUCUCAUUUCCUUUCCUACUUGCCCUCAAUUACUGGUAGUGAAAGUAUCGUCAUCCAUGACAAAACUCAAGUGUUAAUUUCAAAAUCAUGUAGCCUACAACUGUGAAAUAAGACUUUGUAAAGGUCCAGAGAUGGAACAUACAUCUGUAAUUCAUUUGCUUGUAGGCAAAUCCCAUUAUUCUAAGACAGUACCAGAAAACCCUUUGUCAUGAGAUUUACAUCUGACAUUGAUCUGAGUUUGGUCUUAAAAACAUAUUUACAGUGUGAUUUACUUAUAUUUUAAUUGUGUAUUUUUAGUAUGAGGAACUGCGCAUGACAGCAGGUAAACAUGGUGAUGAUCUGCGUAACACUAAACAUGAGAUUGCUGAGCUUACUCGCAUGAUCCAAAGACUCAAGGGAGAAAUUGAGAAUGUGAAAGAACAGGUAACUGUUUUGACAGUUUUUUUUCUUACUGCUGAAAAGGUUGGACAUUGGAUUAAUUGCGAAGAUACAGCAUAACUUUGUUAAUUAAGCAUGAUAUGUCUCAAUGCUUUUUGCCAGAGAGCGAAGUUGGAAUCAGCUAUAAAUGAGGCUGAAGAACGUGGGGAAUCUGCUGUCAGAGAUGCCAAAAACAAAUUAUCUGAGUUGGAAGGUGCUCUGCAGAAGGCCAAGCAGGACAUGGCUCGCCAACUGCGAGAAUACCAGGAGCUGAUGAAUGUGAAACUGGCUCUGGAUAUUGAGAUUGCCACCUACAGGAAGAUGCUGGAAGGAGAGGAAUGCAGGUAAAUGUAACUAAAUUGGAUUUUACUAUAGAAAUAAUAUCAAACUCCAAAGUACCAACAAAUAAAAUAACAUAUCUAACUUAGUAAACUUAGAACAGUGUGAGAGCUCCAAUUUUGAUCAAACUAUAGAACACGGUCUGAUGAGAUAAUUCCAAAAACCCCUUCUAGGUUUUUAGGCAACCAAAUAGAUAACUAUUUCAGUGCUAGGAAUUGAAUUCACUCUGUAAACUACAGGGAUUACAAGGACACUGAAGCUGUGCUUCAAGGGAAACUAUAGUACCAGGAAAACAGAGAUGUUUUCUGGUACUAUAGCUCCCAAUAGUGCCCCGCCCCCCCCUCUGCCAAGCCCCCUCCCUGCCUGCUGGUUCAGCCUCUGCCAUCAGCCGGGGGGGAGACUUAAUGAAAAUAUAUAUGGCGAUGGCCGCUCUCGCUUUAGUACUUCCUCCAUAGGAAAGCAUUACAUAAUGCUUUCCUAUGGGGCUUUGGGGGACGCUGGAUGUCCCCAAAGUCACCUAAUGACCCGGAUGUCCCUCUGUUGGCUGUCUGGUAGACUGAAACUAGAGGUGGAGUUGACCCUUAAAGGUAAUUAUUGCAGUUUAUUAAAAACUGCAAUGAUUACCUAUGCAGGAUUAAGGGACAUGGGACACUCCACCCAGAUCACUUCAAUGAGCUGAAGUAGUCUGGGUACCUAGUGUCCCUUUAAAGUGGUAUUUUAGCAAUGUGUUAUUUUAUUGUAAUUUAAAGGAUGGCACUCAAUAUAUGAAGACUCAACAUAGUCCAGAGAUGCAAACUCCUGUAAAUUUGAUUAUAAAAAAGAGACUAGAACACACAAUUAUGACAAAGACUGACAAGAGAGGCAACAAUUAGAGGAGAAGCUUGGAUAUUUCACAAAAAUGUUAUGCCAUAGUCAGUUGAGUCAGCCAUGCAGGUGUCUAACAAAGCCCUGCCACGAAAGUUUGAGAGUGGAGCCCAGCAGACCACUAAUGUGGAGGCAUAAGGUCACCCCACAGCACCAGGACAAACCAUAAAUGGUCAGCAGGGUCCAUCUUCAAUGUCUUAAGAGGCAGAGCUUCACUGCAUUGCAUAGCUUCAAGGCAACGGUCAUCUGUGGCCCCAAGAUUGAUCUCCUACAACUUUGCUCCAUUUGAGCCAGAUCCGGCAAGAGAACCCCACAAGGGCUCUUCCACCUCCCACACAGCUUCACUUCAGGUAAGGCGUAAGACUGGUCACUCAAUCCUGCAGAACUCCAGCGAGCUGUUUGUGGUAGACAAAAGAAGUCUAAGGGCAUAUGCAGGUGGAACAGGACACCAUACUCUGCUGGAAUCGGAGAAGCACCCAGGAUCUGCCAUUUUGUGUGUGUCAAGUUACUGUGAAUAUGCUGCGCCCACAGCUAAGCAAGGGAACCUUCAGUGAGUAGACCGGGAUCAGCCCCACCAAAUGGCACCAAUCAGUGGCACCAAAUGGCAGCUUGGUUUGGGAGCAGAGACCGGCCACUUCUCCUCCUCUCCAGAUUCACCAGACCACAAAGCCAACUCUAGAUUCUCCAGCGGCAGGGACACCUAAGAGGCAUCAAAACCCACACAGGUGCAUCCCUGCUUGGUCUGUUAGCCCCUUAGCGGCAGCUAGACACAGCGACGGGGGUACAUUUAUUGAAAAAAGUCAAUUAGAGUUAGUGAGGUGCCGGAGCUCACCUGGGAUGCAUCCGUCCAGCAUGACAGUCAGGCUCUGCCCCCCCGUUUGUCAUUUUAAAUGCAGGGUGGGAGAUGUGAAAUACUAUAUGCAAUUAUAUAAGCUAUGUAAGACUGAGUUUUAACUUGCAAUGUAUUUUAUCAUAGGUUGGCUGGAGAUGGAAAUGGUUCGGUCAGCAUUUGUAAGUACUAAAUGCAAAUUUUGUUAUUAAUUAGUUUAAAUAAUAAAAGCAUUGGCAUAACAUUGAAAUGGAAUUAAGUGUAAUCUGUCUGAUCAAGUCUUUUGAAGAGAGAGACAACUAUGUUGGAACUUUACUUUUUUACUUUUAAUUAUCAACUUCAUUUUGCCAUGGGCAAUAUUACCUAUGCUAUAUUAGUAACAAAUAUCUAUACAGUUUUUAGCAUAUAAAGAUAACACAAUGUUCAUAAAACUAUUCCAUUGUUUUUGGAUUCCAUCAAUACAUUCCUAGCAAUCAUUUUAAUUUGUAGAGAGUACAUAACUUAAUUCAUUUUUGCAGUGCGGAGGAAUCAUGGGGCUACGAGGGAGAGGGGGAGGAAAAAUACAAGCAUGAAAGUGUCACCCCAAAAGAUGAACUCUAGACAUAUAAGUUUGUCGCCUGCCUCACAAAAUCUACAUGCUACAAAUUAAUUUUAUUGUUUACCACAAUAUUAUUUCAUAACCACCCAAUUAAACCUAUUUACCUAUUAAACUCUAAAGGAUAUAAGUUCUAUUGCCAUAACGGUCAAGGUCAAGUCAGAGAAACACAAGUUGGAAAAUGCCACCAAAAGGUGAACUCUAAAAAUAUAUGUUUGUUGCCUUUCUUCCAAAAUCUUCAUGCAAAAAUAAAUUUUAUGGUUUCAUCACACUAUUAAUAUUCUUUCUGGACCACUCCAACCUAUUAAAAUCUCAAAGAUAUAUAUUAUAUUCCCUUCAAGGUCAAGCUCAAGUUAACAAAGCAAAAUAAAUAUCUUGAGAGAUGAAUAAAAAAAACAAGAAUUUUCUUUAGUCAGAGAGGAUAGGAGAAAUGCUUUGAAUCCACAAGGUGCUCUCCAGCUAGUAGUAGUUAGUAUUUAUUCUAAUUGUGUAGACCAUUCAAAUUGUUGAUGAUCAAUAUGUGAUUUAUCUUUUUCUCAGCUGUGUUGCAUUCCAGCACUGGAGGAUCACAUGGUGGAAGUGGACAUGGGCACCACCAGAAGAAUGGAUUUAGCUCUGGGAGCAUCUCAAUGGGAAAAUACAGCUCAGGGCAUGGACACUGCUCCUAAUCAUUUAGGGCACUGUUUGUGUUUUUAUUUUUUCUCAACAAGCAACAGCUAACUUUUUGAUUCUUUUUCAUCUUUUGUGUGCAUAACAGGUGUGCAAGGAAAUCUACUGCUUCUGUAACGUGCAUACAAAAUGAAAAUCAUGCAAUUAAUAGAACAUUCUUUUCUAACUCUCAAUUGAUCAAUAGCUUUCUCUAUAUCUACUUAGAUGACAUUUAGGAAAAAUUAAUUUGAAGACAUUUUAAUGAUUUUUUUCAGAGGUAACUACAGAAAAUAUUUCAAAGUUUUUUGUUUUGUUUUUUGUAUUUGUUUUUGUAUCCCCACAAUGCAUAUCCCUUAAAGUACUGUUAAAUAAAUAAAAAAAAACUGUAAUUGCAAUACUCGUUUAUAAACAGUUCAUGCACGUCUCAUUGAAUAAAAAUAGCUAAGUGUUAUAUGAAUUUAAAUUAAUGAAAUUGGCAUGUUAUUGUCCAUAAUUUAGUGGGCCUGAUUUGCCUAAAUCCAUAAAAAUGAACAAACUAUCUUGACUAACUUUUCUGAUUUUGCAUCUCAUCAAUAAACUUCCAGUUUCAUGUGAAAAAGUGGUUUUGUUAUCUUUGUUUUUUUUUUCUUGACAUUUAUUAAACACAUUCUUUCUAUUUUUGGUUAAAAUGAAAACUAGAAAAAAUUGACAUUGUGAAGUUAGUUAAAUUUGUUUUGAAAAUUAGAAUAUAAAAAUACUAGUAAAACAGUAAAAAAACAAGUAGGGAAGAAACAGAGCAGGGUUAACAAUAACGUAAAUUUUGGUGGCUGCCUAAGAGUCAAGGGUUAGACAGGGUCCCUGGCGUCAUGCAUUUACCUGGCCCCAUUUACCAUCCAUAUGUGAAAAAUGAUGGGGGGUGGAGGGAGGGGUGUCCAAAAAGGUAACCAACAUAGGGCCCCAUGUAACAAGUAUGACAGAGAGAGUGAACGACCAACAUAGUGAAAAAGAGGGAUAGAGAAAAGCAGCUGGAAAAGAAAAAGUGAGAGAGAGAAAGGGGAAGGGACAUAAAAACAAGUGAAGUAAGAAAAACUACAUGGGCCUCAAGCCAUCCAACCUGUCCCCGGUUUGACAUUUGCUUUAAGAUAUAAGGAAAGAAAAAUUAAAACUAUACAGGAAAAAAUAAAAAGACAAUGGAAAUGAGGAGUAAAAUAAACAUACAGAGGAACUAAGGACAAAUAGAUCGAAGAUGAAAAAAGGAGAAUAAAAGUAACUCCUGAGAAAAGUGUGGAAAAGUGGGUACAAAAUGGCAUUGAUAAAAUGGGUUAAAGGAAAGCAAAAACAAGGGAUAAAUGCACAUGGAAUAGAGUACGAAAAUACAAAUUAAAGUAAAAAUGCUUAUUAAAAAGAUACAUAAAAUGACGCAGAAGAAACAGAAAAAGAUGCAAUAGAGAUCAAUGGAAUCACAAAUGGAGUUGAGAGUCCUGAAUAUGACACCUGGGUAACAUUUGAAAACAGCAAAAUUUACAUUUAUACUAAAAAAUAAGAUAAAUGUGAGUUUUAUCCCAACAUUGUAAUGGGCAUCAAAAUGUGUGAAUCCCGAGCUUAUUACAAGUCUUCAUAUAUAGAUCUACUCAAAAAGUCAUAUAAAUUAUACAUUUAGUUUAAAAUAAAGCCACAAAAAGUGGUGUUCUCCAUGUACCUUUCCACUUUUAGUAUGCAUUGCUUUUUUGAAAAUAUCACCCAUAUUUAUAUUUUAAUUAUUAUUAUUAUUAUUAAAUCUCCUUUUAGCAGACAGUGUAUAUAUAUUUUUUUAAAUUCUUUAUUUUUGUAGAGCAUAAGCUUUUAACAGUCGUUUGUGAGGUACCCCAAAGGCAAUCCUCCAACGCAUUUUGAACGGUUGAACAUAAAGAUACAUGAGUAAUCUAGCACAAAUUUUAUGUUUAAGGAUAGUUUGAGUAUUAACAUGGAUAUGCUGCGUGGAAUAUCGAUAAGUCACAGGAAAAGUUGCCCAAGUAUUAAAUUUUACAGUACAGUAAGUGCUCAAAAUAGAAAUGUUAGGGUACCUGCUAGGGCAUGGCAUGGUUACAACUGUUUAGGUAACUAGUAUUAGGUUAAAUGCCAGGCAAUACACUUUGGAAACUGCUUAAGCAGUAACUGCUCGGUUACAUGGUAGGCAUAUCACGGUUGGCACUAUUUAAGUAGUGAGUGUUUGGUUACAUACUAGGCAUACAGGAGUUGCUGUAAAGACCACUGGGGACGAGCCAGGCACUUCGUAGACACCUAGAGACUUCAACUAAGAGGCAGUUAAAUCAGGCUAAGGUAAUUGGGCAACAGGCCUAAUGCAAAGCAUAGAAAUUUGAAAGCAAAUAAAAAUUGGCAUAUUAAGUGAUGUGUGAAGAUUGGCAGCCCGGUCAUGUGCUGCAGGGUUGUGUGCUUGGCGUCUGGUGAACAGUUUGUUUCCCCUCUAAGGUUAUCUCCCGAUUUCUUGUUUGUGCGCCGCCAGGGGACGCAGCCAAGACCAUCAGAGGUUUCUGUAGCUGAACCGGAGCGUAAAUUCCCAGGACAAUUAGAGCGUCCCCACAGACAGCAUUGGAUGCCUCAGCAGUGCUGCCUGCUGCGCGAGGUCUUGGCAAGCUGCCAUCUUAGGUGAGUGCAGCGUACCCUGGGAGGUCUGUGUGGCGGGCAGAGGGUCCGAUGAUUCUCUUGUAUCCUUCCUCUCUCCAGUCAGGCAUUUAGGCUAGCAGUGUGGCUCUAGUUUGCUGGAGUGGUUAGUUAGGUGCUCUGACCCUCCGCCAUCUUAGGUGUGGGCCUUGGGCAUUUGACGCCCCCCAGUCGGCUCCUCAGCCAGCUCGAGUCCGUCCCAGUCCCAAUGGGUGCCGGGAUGACCCCCCCCCCGGACCAGAGGGGGGGAAACGGGACCACAAGUCCCCAGCUCUCUAGUGUGUGGCAGUGUGGUGGGGAGUCAGGGCAGCGGCCGUCCACCCCGCUCCCCCCAAGGUAGGCCGCAGCCUCCAAAGUUCCCUUCUGGAACUAACAGUAACAUAAAUGAAGCUGAAUGUACGGAUCCUAGUCAGGGCCCCUUGGUGGGGAGGACUGGGCUGGUAGAGGAACGGUCCCCAGCUAAAACAUAACUUCACACAGGCCCCACAUGGGUUAAUAUAUCAAGCUGGUGUUGAUGGUAGGAGCAAUGAAUAAUGAUUAGAUGUUACUAUAUAGUCUAAAGUGUGAAAACAUCCCCCAGACCUUUGUACCAAUGCUGAGAGUUGGCAAGUGGGCAGGCGACAAUUGCCUCCCAGUAGCCACUAGUACGCAAGGGGGGUACUGGGAGGAAAUUACAUCUUCUUUGCUUAAUUGGAUAUCAGCCCUAAAGGUGAACCUUUUGGACAGGUUCACAUUAAAUAGGAUUGCUACAUCUAAGUGCUCUUGCAAUAUUUUACUGUCCACUUUUAUAGAUGGAAGCUGGGUGUAGUUCACUGGGGUUGCAGAGACGUAGUAACCUUCACGGAAGCCAUGUCUUAUCACCCUGGGCCCCUAUGAAGCUCUCCAUAAUUUGUCAAACCCACUUGUUCCCUUGAGUUUGGUACUGUUAAACUAUCGAACACAGACCACCCCCUGGCUCAUUAACUUCACAGAAAACAUUUAACUCAAGUGCUCUCUCUGAGUGGCCAUCAUUCAUAUAGCUGAAACACGUCUUGUCUCCCGAACACAGGCAGCGGUACUUGGUCGCCGAGUGCAUGGAACUAUACUUCGGAAACUUUGCCUUGUGAACCCGGGAAAAAUUGCACCUCUGUCUACUCCAUCCCCAGACAACUCAGGAGAGCUCUGUUCAGGAAAAAAGACUCUCCAAAAUGGGGAGACCAUUCGCUCCCUACGAGCCAGUGCUACCUCUUUUCAUGGAACUAUUUUGGGCAGCUGCCACAUGUGCUGUCAGUCAAAACUUUACCCCAUUUGCGAUUCGGCUAUACUACAUGGAUUUGAGUGCUAUUUGGACAACUUGGGCGCUCAGAUCUGGACUAUCUGGGGAUACCAUGAUUGUGAGGGUCUCUAUAUGUUUUAUAUGUGUUUUGGGGUGUUUUAUUGUAAAAUCUUGUACCUCUAGUGCCUGGGAGAUAAUUAGUUUAAGCAAAAGUACACACACUUUUCUCCCAGACACAGAGACGCCUGGGCAGGGCUACUAUUGUAUUGUAUGGAGAACCCAUGCUGGUUGUCUGUGUAUAUAAGCAGGCAACUUGGUCUUAAUAAAACAGUUCAUCUUCUACCCAAUACGACUGGUUACGUCCAUGAUAAUGGGGGAAACUCUACACAGAUCAAUAGCACUUUCACACUAUCUGGAACUAGGACUAGUGGAGGAUCAAAGAAGCAGCGACAAAAGCCUAGUGACAGUAACUUUCAAGAACUUGGUUUACUCAGAUAGGUUACUGUGUAAAAUACUGGGCUUUAGCUAGUUUUAUUUAUGUUAUGCAGAUAUUGUGUAGUUGCCCAUAGGCAGUAUAGGUAUACUAAUAUUUUUUUUCUGAGGAUUCACAGUCAUUACGGGUUCUAGGCAAGGCUUUAGGUCUAUAGUUGUAUAUAUUUAUACACUUUAUACUUUUUAUUACUUUUCAGACAUUGACCGUGCCUAAUUGAAUUAAAGUCUGGACUCUGAGUUAGUAGUGAUAUUCAUUUAGACCUAAUGGUUGGAGGUUAGCCAUUUGGCUUUAGUAAUUCUCUAUCUGUUUCUGACUGUUUAUUUUGGGAACACGUUUAUAUACCUAUACCGUUCUAUUUACUAUAAUUUAUCUGACAUAUUAUUUUCUAUUUAGUUAGACUUCCAGUUGAUACUCUUGUGUUUGGACUUAUAAUCCAGCAGUUUGAGGAUCUUUUUGUAGUUUUAAACACUAGGGGUUAAGCCCCAGGACACCUCUGGAGUGUCGUAUAAGGUGCAGCGUUCUAUGGGUAAGUGGACUAGUCCUUUUUUGAACAGCCACCACUUGUAGACGUAGCUUUCAUUUGGAAUACUAAUAUUUCUUAAUAUUUUUCCAAACCACAUCCCUUAGGUGAAAUAUGUCUAUUUGCAAUGGUAAAUGAGCCCCUCUUACUCUAAACCUGUGUGGUAGAGAAUUGAUAUUACAGAUCUACAUGAAUUUUGCACCUUAUACGCCGAUCCUGGUCAGUUAGGUGACCGUGCAACCAACCUGUAUUCAAUGACUAGUAUACGUGAAAAACUUCAGUGUUAGUAACUUUACUAUAAUCCACAAGGUCUCAGCUUGGACUUUUGUGGGAAUGAUCCCUAGAUUAAUAUGGCUUUUUGAAAGUAGUUGCAACGUAAAUAAGUGCCGAUUGAGGGUAAUAGGAUUUAUCUCAUAACUGUUUGCUGAAUAGUUAUGACUGUUUUAUGUUUUUUAGUCCUUCAGUGUGACACAUAGCUAGCUGUAACCAAAGUAAAGAUUUUGUUUUGUUAUACAGCCUCACCCAUUUUGUUUCUAUAAACUAUGCAUUACUAUAACAUUGCUUCACAGUAAAAUAGUAGCCACUAUUAAAUGCAUGCUAGCUUUGAUAAUGUAGGUGGGUAACUGUUUUAUUUUCUAUGAAACAAGGUGGAAAUGAUUGUGUCAAACAAGGAUCAUAAGAGAUAAUAACAGGGUCCUUUUGUAAACAUGACGCUCAUGUCAAGUAUAAAAAGAAACAUAUAUCAUGAGAUCUACAACAGUCUGGUAAAAAACUGCAUCUGUUAUCCUCAUCUCCACUGCGAGCAGAAGCAUCAUGUCUCACCACUCCAUCCUUGGAACUUCUGGACAUAAGCACUUUAGCUCCUGUUCAGUAGCUUUACCUAAACAUGGGAGCUCACACCACACUUUUUCACACUCCUCAACGGCUGCAUCUCAUGGUCACAAAGCAUUGCACUGCUUUAGCAGCCGAAGUGCCCAAGGUAUGAGUUCCAGGGGACACAAGAUCUCAAUUGGAAGUUUCCAUUCUGGAAAAAGUGGACAUGGAUCUGGACAUGGAUCUGGACAUGGUUUUGGAGGAAUUGGCAACGGAUUUGGGGGAGCUAGCAUCACUUCAGUUACUGUAAACCAAGGUCUGUUGGCUCCUCUUAACUUGGAGAUUGAUCCAAGCAUCCAACGAGUGAGGACUGAGGAGAAGAAUCAAAUUAGGGGAUUGAAUGACAAAUUUGCUUCCUUCAUAGACAAGGUAGGAACAUUUCAAACUCUUAAAGAACACAGAGUAAUAAUAAUGACAAUAAUAAUAAUAGCCAAACUCAAUAUAAGCAAAAUGUGCAAGAAGAAAUGACUGUAGGCAAAAUUAUCUCGUCUUGCACUGAAUUUAAGUUGUGCCAAAGUGACAUGUUGUGUAACAAUGUUGCUUGUAGAUAUGAGUCCAAUAUAAGUCUCAAAGAGAACAGAAGUGCAUAUAUGGUGUAAAUCUGACAGAUAUCUGAUAUAAGUAAAAGUAUCAGUAGAAAAAUGCACAUUCACUUGGUAAAGAGCUGUCCGACCAGCUCGGUAUUAGAGAGUAGGCGCAGUGUUAUCCCCACUUUGGAUAUGCAAUGCGGGAACACACAAAAGACAGAAACAGGCAACCAAUAGUAUAACUCUGUAUUUUUAACAUUUUGUUAGAUGUUUAUAUCUUAUAUUCACAGUUUUUGUGAGCACAAUAAGCUGCUCAUACAUUUUUUUAAGUAUAAGAUAUAUUCACAUAACAAUAUUUAGAUACUAUAUUGCUGUGUCACACCUAUUUGUUUAAACAGUCUAAAUAGGGAAGUAAGAGCUACUGGAACAAUAUGUCAUUAUCCACAGAACAAGACUGAAAUUUAGGAAGAUUUUUUUGGGUGAUUGAAGGAAAAAGGAGGAUUUAAUAUAAUAGUGUAAAAAACAUAAUAGGGUUUUUAGUUUUGAAGGAAAUCACUUUUUAGAAGAAUUUUCAAAAGGCCAAGUGAUUGAGAGUGGAUUUAAGAAAUUGUUGGUUAUUGUUGGUUAUUACAGUGUGUACCAUUUCUGAAAAAAAAAAAGAACCUAAACCCAUAUGUGCAAAGACUUUUUGUAUGCUUUUAAAGGUGUUAGCAUUGUGUUGUAAUAGUAGUGCACAGUUUCAUGUAUGGUUUUCGUGAUCUUUAGCUGGCUUUUUGUAUUCUUCCUACCCCUCAUUAUAUUUUAUUUAAUCUUUCUAUAUGAUUGUAUAUACACUAAUCAGCCACAACAUUAAAACACUGGCAGAUGAGGUGAAUAACAUUGAUUGUAUCAUUACAGUGGCACCUGUCAUGGGGUGGGAUAUACUAGGGAACAUGGGUCAAUCUGAUCUUGAACUUCAUGUGUUGGAAGUAGGAGAAAUGGGCAAGAGAAAAGAUCUGAGUAACUUUAACAUGGGCCAAAUAGUGCAUACAGCAUCUCCAAAAUGGCAAGUCUUGUGCGAUGUUUCCAUAUGCAGUGGUUAGUACCUACUAAAAGUGAUGUAAGGAAGGUCAUGGGUGAACAAGACUCAUCAAUGCUCAUGGGGAGCAAAGACUAGCCCACGUGGUCCAUUUAAACAGAAGAGCUACUGUAGAUCACAUUAUUGAAAAAUUGUAUUCUGUCCAUGAUAGAAGGGUGUCAGAACACACACUGUUUGCCGUGUAUGAGGCUGCAUAGCUGCAGACCAGUCAGAGUGCCCAUGAUAACAAUUGUCCUGAAAUCUCCUUCAAAGUUAGUGACAUAAUGGAACCAUGAAGCAAUGGAAGAAGGUUGCAUGGUCUAAUGCUUCACAUUUUCUUUUAGAUCAGGUGGAUGGCCAGGUGCGUGUGCAUAGUUUACCUGGGGAAAAGAUGAUAGCAGGAUGCACAAUGGGAAGAAGGCAGGCCAGUGAAGGCAGUGUUAUGCUCUGGGCAAUGUUCUGCUGGGAAACCUUGGGUCUUGGCAUUUAUGUGGAUGCUACUUUGACAUGUACCAUCUACCUAGAGAUUGUUGCAGGCCAUGUACACCCCUUCAUGGCAGUGGUGGCCUCUUUCAGUAGGAUAAUGCACCUUGCCACACUGCAAAAAAUGUUCAGGAAUGGUUUGAGGAACAUGACAAAGAGAUCAAGAUUUUGCCUUGGCCUCCAAAUUCUCCAGAUCUCAAUGCGAUUAAAGAUGUGCUGGAACAGCAAAUCUUAUCCAUGGCAACACCACCUUGCAACAUGUAGAUCUGCUGCUAAUGUCUUGAUACCACAGGACAUGUUCAGAUGUUUUGUGGAGUCAUUGCUUUGACACAUCAGAGCUGUUUUGGCAGCACUAGGGGUCCUACACAAUAUCAGGCAGGUUUUUUAUGUUGUGGUUGAUCAGUGUACUCUGGUUAUUUUUUUCUGUCUCUGAAUUUUUAAAUAUUUCUUAAUUUAGGUGAGAUAUUUAGAACAACAGAAUAAGAUGCUGGAGACUAAAUGGGGUUUUCUACAAGAACAAAAAAGUGCUCGGUUUCAGAUAGAACCAUUGUUUGAGGCUUUUAUCAGCAACCUCAGGAGACAGCUGGAGAGCCUGGGUUGUGAGAGAGAACGUCUAGAAGGAGAAAGGAACAGUAUGGAGCAAAAUGUUGAAGAACUAAGGAGAAAGUAUGAUUUAUUUUCUUACACUAUUCUCAUUUUGCUGUGGCUGUAUUAAAUAAUUUUAACUUUAUAUUAAAGCUACCAACUGAUAUAUAUUUAAGAACAGAAUUACAGCUCUUACAAGGAAAAAAAAUGAAAUGCAAUUUUUAUAUGUAUUCAUAUAGGUAUGAAGAAGAAGUGAACAGACGAACAACUGCAGAGAAUGAGUUUGUUGUUCUAAAGAGGGUAAGGGGAAUCUUACAUAAAUGUGAAUGAAUAACAGGCACUGAUAUUAAACUGUGUCCACUUAUAAUAUAAUCAUCUCUCUUUCAGGAUGUAGAUGCAGCUUUUAUGAACAGAGCCGAGUUACAAGCAAAGGCUGAUUCUCUGAAUGAUGAGAUCAACUUCCUGAGGACCCUCUUCGAUGCAGUAAGCAUUUUUUCCCCUUAAUUAUUUUGUUAGAUUCAUUUUUAAAAUGAAUGAAUGCCUCAUUUAUAAUUGAAUUAUUUAAUAAGCUUAUUUAUAUUUUCAUUGUGUUGGUUGUUCUUAAAAGCAGGUAUGAUGAAAAAUACACUUUACAAUUAACCUAUGAAUGUGCUCUGCUCUGCCUUGUCAUCCUACAGGAAAUUUCCCAGCUCCAGGCUCAGAUCUCAGACACCUCAGUGGUUGUGUCUAUGGAUAACAGUCGGGAUCUGGACCUGGAUGGAAUCAUCGCUGAGGUCAGAUCUCAAUAUGAGGACAUUGCUAACAGGAGCAGAGCCGAAGCUGAAGCCAUGUACCAGUCACGGGUAUGUCGAUAAUUUUAAAAUUUCGACCAGGCAAUAAAUAAAUAUUUCAUUAUAAAAAAAAACAACUUUAGUAACAUUUAGUUUAAACAUUUGCUGUUAGUUUGAGGAGCUUCGUACAGCUGCUGGAAGAAAUGGGAAUGAUCUUCAGAGCAGCAAAGAUGAGAUCUGUGAGCUAAACCGAGCAAUUCAGAGACUGAAAGGAGAGAUUGACAGCGUCAAAGCUCAGGUAAAUAUACGCAUGUAAUUAGAGUGUUAACCAUGCACUUAUAGAAUAUCUUGACUGAAGUAAUGCUGAUUGUGUAAUGAUUGUUUAUAUAAGUAUUUUCUGAAAGGAUUUCAGAGACAAUACAGUACAUUACACAGACAUAAUAAAUAGACAACAUAAAUAGUAAGUAGCAAAAACUGGUAAAGCCUAGUUAAGCACAAAAAACACAGUGAAAUUUUAUAAGCUAUGUAUAUAGCAUGUGUAACAAUGUCUAGCAACCAUGACCCUUGUAAGAUGAGCAGUUAAGGUGGUUCAUCAAGGUUUUGGAGUAGUGAAUGCCUCUACUAUACUAAAUCUGUUUAACCCUUUAAGGACCAAACUUCUGGAAUAAAAGGGAAUCAUGAUAUGUUACACAUGUCAUGUGUCCAUAAGGGGCUAAAUGGGUUGUCAGCAUUUUAUAAAUAGAAGCUAUGUAAAUUAAUAAAUAAAUGGAAAAUGAAUAGAAGCUGACAUUAUAGAUUAGUGAAACUAAUCUAUAAGAUAAGAUAAUGUUGCACUUGAGUAUACUUUGGCUCCUAAAGAAGGGUACACCACAAAACAGUGUAAAACUGAAAUGCUUUAUUCCAUUAUUUAAAAGACAAUGGCGAGGUAAAAAAAAAAGAUAUGAUAAGUGCCUUAUGAGUUUUGGGCUUAACCGAUCUUUCAUAAAUUGUCAGAAUUAUUUUAAAAUCUGCACAGUUCAUACUAGCCUCCAUCACAAUCAGAUUAGUUCCUCUCAUUCUCUGGAAAAUGCUUAAAAUGUCCCAGCCACUCAAUAUUUUUAUUUAUUAAAGUUCAAUGGAGACCUUGCAUCUUCAAAGCAUCAUAAAUAUAUCUAAAUCUUACAGGGUUAUUUAAUAAAGUGAGAACUGACAAUUAAUUCAAAAUAACUUUCAGGUUUAUGAGCUGGACAAAAUCUUUAAGUUGGCUAUGAUUUCAGUUGGACUGUUUUGGCUUAAAUUUGAAAUUCACUUUGAAUUCUCAUUUUAGUAACUAACCCUGAAAAUAUCUAAAUAGAUUAAAAGAGGUAUUGACACACUGCAGUUAAUAAAGUAUUAUUUUAUUUCUAAAGCGUGCUGCCCUUGAAGGAGCUAUAACUGAAGCUGAAGAACGUGGAGAAGCUGCUGUUAGAGACGCCAAGAACAAGCUUUCUGAGCUGGAAGGUGCUCUGCAGAAGGCCAAGCAGGACAUGGCUCGCCAACUGCGAGAAUACCAGGAGCUGAUGAAUGUGAAAUUGGCUCUGGAUAUUGAAAUCGCCACCUACAGGAAGAUGCUGGAAGGAGAGGAGGGCAGGUAAAUGUAACACGAUUAGAAAGAGUGUAGAUGUGCACUAACUUAGAGCUAGAAGAGACCCGAGAGCUUCUGUGAAUGUUUGCAGUAUGUUAAAUAUUUAAUAGAUAUAUAAUAUAUUAUAAUAUAAUAGAUAGAUAUUUAAUUAGAUAUAUAUAGAAUGUUCCAAGACUUGUGAAAAAUAAAGAAUCAUAAAAUGUUAAAUCUUUUAUAAAAAAAAAAAAAAAAUAAUAAAAACAUAUUAUUAUAUUUCAGACUGGCUUCUGAUGGACAUGUUAACAUAUGUAAGUAAAUACAAUGAGAUUUUAUAAUGUACUUUAUACAUUGUGUUUAGCUUCUUUCAUUGCAUAUUUAGUGCAGCUGUCCCAUUCCUUCACAUAAUAAAAACUGUAAAAUACAAAAAAGUGGGUUAUCACAGAAAAACACAAUGCAAUGGUAUCUGAGAUAGUAGCACAAUAAUAAUAAUGCAGAAAGAUACCAUGAAGAAAGGAAUUGCUGACGGAAUGUAAAAAAUAAUCUAAUUAGAAACUUUUAAAAGCUCUAGAAAGAAAUGCUCAGCUUUUAAAAGUAAAACUGGAGUUUUACUUUCCUUUAGGGUUAAUCAAUCAUAGACCAAUGUAAUCAAAUGACCCUAUGGGUCACUAUGUCUAUAUACAAUAAAUUCUGGUAAAUUGCAAAAAAAACAACAAUUUAGGCCUGAGAUUGUAUAUUACUUGACUCAGCUCUAUACCCUGUUUUAACAUUUUGGCUUACUUUUUCAAAAUGUGGUCUUCACUUCAUUGUUUAGUGCAUAGAUUUAAAACUAUUAUUUAACAUUUUAUAUUUUAUUUCAGCUGUGCUACACUCCAGCACUGGAGGGAAACAUUCCUCAGGUGGAACAUCUCACGGUGGAAGUAGCCAUCAUAGCAAGGGAGGAUUCAGCUCAAGAAGUCACCAUGUAUCCAAAGGCAAACACAGCUCUAGCCAUGGACACCACUGCUAA